AGACCCAAUCACAUUUUAGCAACUUUAGUAACACUCACUCACUGCAUGCCUAAUAAUAAUCGAAUGAAUUAUACUUCUAUGUUAAACUUGCUAGUUUAUGUUUGUUUAUAUUUAAACAACACAACAAAGAAUGUCAGACGAGGAAGUAAUUCGACGAAGAUUAUUAAUUGACGGCGAUGGGACAGGAGAUGACCGCAGAAUUAAUGUUCUAUUAAAGUCUUUCAUAAAAUGGGUAAACAGUUCAGAUGCUGAUAAUAUUUUACAUGAGCGGAUGCUGUCUCAACUGGCACAAUGUGAAUUUGCACAAAAGAAAUCACGUUUUGUUUCAAACAUGAGUCAGGAGGAGUUAAGAAAUUACGAAAGUUUGUCUAAUCAGAUUCAAGUUGAAAUUGAAGAAGCAAAAAAGGAUAUUGAAAAAACAAAAAUUGGGUUGGAAGAGGCUAAACGUGUACGCAAAAAUAGAAUUGAAUAUGACGUUUUGGCGAAAGUUAUUAAUGAACAACCUGAUCGAGUACAAACAAAUUCUAAACUCAAUACACUUCGAGAUGAAUUAGGUUGUUUAAAAGAAAAUUCGGAACAACUUGAGCGUAAAUUAGAAAUGAGAAGGAAACAGUUUCAUGUUUUGAUAUCUUCAAUACAUUCAUUACAAGGAAUGUUAGAUGAAGUUGACGAAGAAAUAAUGGAUGUAAGUCUAGAAAAUUAUGAAGAUACAGACACUGUGACAUUGACAAAAACUGGUAAUAAUUGAGUUUCCACACGUUCAUAAAAAUUCAAAAAAGUAUGUGAACCGCAGCUUAUUGUACUGACAAUUGGAUGAAAAAGUGGUCCAUCUGAAUGCGGCUGAAUUGAAAAAAUGUAGUUUUAAUUUGUAUAUUAUGCACAUUGUAAAUUUACUUUAAAUAUACUUCAACUUUUACAUA
This is a messenger RNA of Leptopilina heterotoma, 920 nucleotides long. RefSeq names its product THO complex subunit 7 homolog (gene thoc7). The transcript has 4 exons. Lineage: Eukaryota; Metazoa; Arthropoda; Insecta; Hymenoptera; Figitidae. Gene Ontology annotation, cellular component: THO complex part of transcription export complex. The record is from RefSeq and is a predicted model, not a curated record. Bases 131 to 748 code for a protein of 205 amino acids. Gene Ontology annotation, biological process: mRNA export from nucleus; mRNA processing.